This is a messenger RNA of Antechinus flavipes (yellow-footed antechinus), 12229 nucleotides long. RefSeq names its product NOP2/Sun RNA methyltransferase 3 (gene NSUN3). Bases 151 to 1005 code for a protein of 284 amino acids. The record is from RefSeq and is a predicted model, not a curated record. The transcript is spliced from 6 exons. Gene Ontology annotation, biological process: rRNA methylation. Lineage: Eukaryota; Metazoa; Chordata; Mammalia; Dasyuromorphia; Dasyuridae. Gene Ontology annotation, cellular component: mitochondrial large ribosomal subunit. Gene Ontology annotation, molecular function: methyltransferase activity.
CUAGGCGUACUCUAGGCGGAAGGGACUGGGGUUGUCGAAUCAGAUUCUCGCUUGUCCAUUUUAGCGUUGGUAUCUACGCCUAAUGAGAUUCUUUUGGAACGUUGCUGCAUGUGACUGGGUAGUUGGCGAUUUGGGACUCCUCCAAACCAGAUGGUGCUGAACCGGCUGAAACCACAGUCACAAAAGAAACUUACAAAACAAAUUUGCAAAGUUGUGUUGGAUCAUUUUGAGAAGCAGUAUAUCAAAGAGCUUGGAGAGUCAUGGAUUACAGUAAGGGAUAUCUUAACAUCUCCCACAUGCUGGCAAUAUGCAGUCCUUCUUAAUAGAUUCAACUAUCCUUUCCAAAUGGAGAAGGAUUUACAAGUAAAGAGAUAUCACACCCUUCUUCAAGGAUAUUUUCCCUACUAUCCUAAAUCACUGAUGUGCUAUGUUAGUAGAAUUCCUGAACGAAUACCUUCAGAUAAAUAUCAAAUUGGUAAAAUUAAAGGAUAUUAUCUUCUAAAUGCUGCCUCCCUUCUCCCAGUGUUGGCUCUGGAAUUGCAAAAUGGGGAAAGAGUUUUGGAUAUGUGUGCCGCUCCUGGGGGCAAAUCAAUAUCUCUUUUACAGUGUGCUGAUCCAGGUUAUUUUCACUGUAAUGAGUAUGAUAAUCUGAGAUCAAGAUGGUUGAAGCGGACACUAGAAUCCUUCAUCCCACAACCCAUGACAAACAUAAUAAAAGUGACGGAAUUGGAUGGCAGACAGAUAGGACAUAUUCAUCCUGAAAUGUUUGACAAGAUAUUGGUUGAUGCUCCAUGUUCAAAUGAUCGAAGUUGGCUGAUCUCUUCUGAUACCCAGAUGGCAUCCUAUAGGUUAAAUCAAAGGAAGGAAUUGCCUAUUAUACAGAUAAAACUACUAAGGACCAACCCCAGUGUGGCAGAGAUGACAACUACAUGGAAAGUCUUCCUAGAUAUUUUUGUUACUUCAGACCAGUCACUUGUUCAAAAAGAUCAGAUGACCAUCUUAUGACAACUUAGAUCACUGAUAGCUUCUACCAUUUCCUCCUGCCCAAAUUAAAGAAAAAUCUGUCCAACUUAGGUGGAGAUAUUCCUUACUACACUCAACUUGUGACCCUGCUGACAUAUUAUUUAUAUAGCUUAUAUAUCACAUGUCAAUUGAUGGUAUUAUUCUGUAUUUGCUCUAGCUGUUCUACAGUGACUAGACAUCUAGCCCUAUAAAAAUAGGGACUUGGAGGAGGUAUCUUCUCAGAUUGUGAGGGAGAUCUGAGGUUCACUUUAAUAGAGGGAACCAUGGAACUUUAAUAAAAUGCCAUUGGCUCUCAUCUAUGCCUCAGUCUCUCUUAUUGUAGGUGGAAUAAUUUUAAUCUCCACAAUUAUAGAUAAUUUUGAUAUAUGGCUAACCCAGGGAUCUUUAAAUAUAAUUUAGUGAUCUUGUUUCUCUUUGAGUUUGAUACUACUACUCCAGACACACUUCGAGAAUUGUUUUUGUUUACCACUUGGGCAUGUUUCAACUGAUGACAGUUUGGCAUAUCAUGAAGAUUUUCUUUUGGAUAUCAAAUACCUAGUAGUCAGGGACUUUAUUUUGCUGUGAGCAUUUGGAGGUGGGGGAGGGGGGGAUGGCACGUGAUUAUAAAAAAAUAUAUUUUUUUAUUUUAUUGUGUGGUUAGGUAAUUUGAGGAUAUCAGUUAUUAAAAAUUAGAUAGGUUAGUCACAUUGUCUCAUAUGACUCAGUUAAAAUUAACUAGGUUUGAGUUAUUUGCUUAGUGUCUUCUAGGUUUCCUGUUUUAUUUCUCUCCUGCCAUGGAUUCAGUCCUUCAGUUUCUUUUCACCUUUGUUGCUGAUUUCCUCAUAUUUUCAUCUAAGGUCUGAGGUAUUCAUCUUAGCUCCCUUAACAAAUCAUUAUCCUAGACCCUGAAUACUCCCCAGUUUUGGAUAGCCCCUUCUUUCUUCUCCACCAAACUCCAGUUUGAUCAUAUCUCUGGAGUUUGUUGCCAGAAUUUCUCUAAACUGGCUUCUCUUUUUCUUGGCACAUGGCAUCCUAAUCAAUUCUCCUUAACUACCCUAAUUUUUAGCUUUUUUCAUCUGUUUUCUCCUGAGGUUUCUCUUUGACCCUCCAUGUUCUUUUAAAUAUAUUUGUAUGGGUAUAUGUCCAUAUACAUAUACCUGCACAUUUUUCCUCAAAUAUGUGUAAAAGGAUUUUUUAGCAGUUUUUCUAAUUUUGAGUUCAAAUUUUCUCUCUCCCUCCUUCACCACUCCCUGAAAAUGGUAAGCAAUUUGAUUUAGUAUACAUGUUAUACAUGUUUAAGCAUGUAAAACAUGUUACCAUAUUAGUUAUGUUGUAAAAGAAGACAGGCCCAAAGUGGGGGAGCAAAAAGCACUAAUAAAAAUACAUAAGGUGAAAAAUAAGAUGCUUUGAUCUGCAUCCAGAUUCCAGUAGUUCUUUCUUUGGAGGUGAGUGGUGGCAUUUUUCAUUUUGAGUAUUUUAGAAUUGUCUUGGAUCAUUGUAUUGAUGAGAAUAACUUAAGUUGUUCACAGUAGAUCAUCAUAUAUUAUUGCUGUUACUGUGAAUAGUGUUCUCGUGGUUCUGUUCAGUUCACUUUGCAUCAGUUUAUAAAGAUCUUUCUAGGUUUUUCUAAAAUUAGCCUGAUUAUCAUUUCUUAUAGCUCAGUAAUAUUCCAUUACAAUUCUUUGCCACAACUUGUUCAACCAUUCCCAAAAUUGAUGGGCAUCCACCAAUUUCCAAUUUUUUCUCAGUACAAAAAGAGCUGCUUUAAAUAUUUUGUACAAAUUAAUUCUUAUUUCCUGCCCACUUCCCCUCCCCUCCUUUUUUUUUUAAUCUCUCUGGCAUAUAGACCCAGGAGUGGUAUUGCUAGAUAAAAAGAUAUGCAAAGUUCGAUUGUUCUUUAGGCAUAAUUCCAUGUUGCUCUUCAGAAUGGUUAGACCUGUUCACAACUCCACCAAGAAUGCAUUAGUAUUUCAGUUUUCCCACAUCCCUCUUAACAUUUUCCUUUUCAGUUAUAAUUGCCAAUCUAAUAGUUGUGAGGUGGUACCUCAGAGUUUGCAUUUGUCUAAUCAAUAGUAAUUUAGAGCAUUUUUUACAUGACUAUUAGAUAGCUUUGAUUUCUUCAUCUGAAAACUUCUACCUUGUAUCCUUUGAUCCUUUAUCAAUUGAGUGAUGUUAGAAUCCUUACAAAGUGUUAAGUCAUUAGAAUUGAUAGAGACAAUAAUUAUCUAAUUUAGCAUGGUUCAGUAUGAUUGAUCUAAUCCUACGAGGAGGUGUUAUGGGCCAGAACUUGAAACAAGGUACUAAGUGGAAUUGAUGGAAGCAAUGCUUAUGUGCUUGGGGUUUGCAUCUUUAAAAGUUUACACAUUAGAGCUCACACAUUGGAAUUCACAAGUAUGGAAGAUACACAAAGUUAACUUUGUAACUUUGUGAAUUCACACCUCCCAUAAUCCCACUCUUGGAGGAGGAGUCAACCUUUUACACCAAGCAUAAAAAGAGCUUCAGUGAGUCAGUCAGAGUCAGUUCAGAAGAAGCCACCAGUCGGAGUUGAGCUAGAGCCAGAAGUCACUUCGGAAGAUUGACAGAGUGAGAGUUCAGUUUGGGAGAUUGAGAAGCUAAUCUGCAGUUGGACAGAACCAAGAUUCAGAGAAAGACUGAAGCUAGCAACAAGAGCUCUUGGAACCAAGGAGUGAGAUAGGCCUCUAAGAAAGUUACCCAGGCCCAAGGAAAGAGAUAAGACUUGGAAGGAGAAAAUAAACAUUUGGAUUUUAUCAGCUGGUUGUAUUUGAAGUGAUUAUUACUCUGAACUGAAACUAAGGCUGCCUCCAGAAAUCUCCCCAAGAAACCUGCUCCACAAAGAACCAUCAUAUUAUAAAAAAGAAGUAAUGAGUUGUAUUGUUCCAAAUUUGAAUUCAUUCUAUAUUUAUUUGAGAAAUGAAACCUUUUAUCAAUGAUACUUGGAAAAAUUGCCUCCCAGCUUUGUGCUUUCCUUCUAAUUUGGUUGCAUUGCUUUUGUUUCUGCAAAAGAUUUUUGUUUAAUGUGAUUAAAAUUGUCCAUUUUACAUCUAGUAAUGCUCUCUAUCUCUUGUUUGAUCAUAAAGCCUAGAUGUGUUGAGGGACAGGUCAAUUCUCUGAGAGCCUCCAUAGCUGUGGAUCAUAACAUCUGAAGGAGUUGCAGGGGUAGCCUUUGCUGACGCAGGUGUUGCAGACUGAGAAUGAGAUAAAUUGGAGACAGGGAAGAGGAGAGAGAGGUCAGACAAUGCAAUGGCCUUUAGAACAGAAACUGCCUCUCAGUCUCCUUGUGUCAUCCUUUCACAAGAGGAGAUCCAUUCUGGGUUGGAUCUCUAACAGCCACUGUCAGGUGGCUCCCAUAUAUUCCAACAACUCUCCUGUGUAUUCCAAUAUAGAUGUGACAGGUAAAUUAUUCCUUGCUCUCCUAAUGUGCUUAUGGUAUCACCCUUUAUGUUUAAAUCGUGUAUCUAUUUUGACUUGCUAGAUGGUGUAAGAUAUUGGUGUGUAGUUUCUGUCAUAGUUUUCUAGUUUUCCCAGAAGUAAAAACUUCUUGAUUUGACAAAAUCAAAUACUAAAUUGCAGUGGUCAUAUACUUUUGUGUCCUGUGUAUCUAAUCUACUCCACUUACUCCAUUCUAUUUCUUAGCCAGUACCAGAUAGUUUUGAUAAUUAUUACUUUAUAAUACAGUUUGAGAUGUGCUAUGACUGGACUACAUUUGUUUUCAUCAGUUCCCUUGAUAUUCUUACCUUUUUUUUUCCCAGAUAAGUUUUGUUACGAUUUUUUGAAGCUCUAUAAAAUAAUGUUGUGGUAGUUCAAUUGGCAUGCCACUGAAUAGGUGAAUUAAUUUAAGUAGAAUUGUCAUUUUUAUUAUAUUAGUUGACAAUAUUUUCUCAAUAUUUUAGAUCUGACUUUAUUUGUGAAAAGUGUUUUUUAUUAUAUGUAUUGAUAUAAUUCCUUUGUUUAUCUUGGCAGGUAGACUCCCAAGUAUUUUAUGUUGUCUACAGUUACUUUAAAAAAAAUUUCUCUUUCUAUCUUUUGCUGCUUGGACUUUGUUGGUAAGAUAUAGAAAUGCUGGUAAGAUAUAGAGAAAUGUGGGCUUAUUUUAUAUUUGCAACAUCAUAUCAUUUUCAAAGUGAUAGCUUUGUUUCCUAAUUGCCUGUUCUAAUUCCUUUAAUUUCUUUUUCUUCUUUUUUUACCAUAGCUAAUAUUUAUUGUACAAUAUUGAAUAAUAGAGAUGAUAAUGAGAAUCACUUCUUCACCCUAAAUCUUCCUGUGAAGUUUUCUAGCAUAUCUCCAUUAUACAUAGUGCUUUCGGAUAGUUUUAGAUAAAUACUACUCAUUUUAAGGAAAGCUCCUUUUUUCCUGUGCUUUCAAAUUUUUUAAAUAGCAAUUUGUGUUAUAUUUUGUCCAAAACUUUUUUUGCAUUUAUUAAGAUAAUCAUAUAUUUCUGUUGAUUUUGUUAUUGAUAUAGUCAAUUAUACUGAUAUUUUUCCUAAUACCAGCCCUGGUAUAAAUACAGGUACAAAUUCUAAUAUGGUCCUAGUUUAUGAUCCUGGUAAUACAUUGUUAUAAUUUCCCUGUUAACAUUUUAUUAAAAUUUUUUCAUCAUUAUUUAUUAGGGAAACAGUUUUCUGUUUUGGUUCUUUCUGGUUUAGUUAUUAACACCACAAUUGCUUAUAAAAGGAAUUUGGUGAGAAUCCUUCUUUUCCUACUUUCCCAAAUAGUUUGUAUAAUAUAGGAAUUAAUUGUUCUUUAAAUGUUUGGUGCAGUUCACUGAAAUCAUCAGAUCUUGAGGAUUUUUUGAUCAUGACAUUGAUUUGUGACUACUCUCUUUAGAAAUCUUGCAUUCUAUUCAAAGGAAUUCACCCCAGUCCAUGCAAUGGACAUUGAACAGUGGUGGGGUAAGAAUUCCACCUGAUAAAAUGAUCUUGUUGAGUUGAAUUUUUUUGGCAAGGCCAGAAUGACCUUGAUUUGAGGGGAAGUGGACCCUCCCAAAAAAGAUUAAUAACAUUAAUAAGAAAAUAGUUUUCUCACAUUUAAUAUUUAUGCCUUUCUGCAUUUGAUUGUAAGGUUCUUAGGCUCUAAAAAAUACAUGCUCAGUAUUUUUCUUGGUGGCAUGUACCACUGAGAAAAAAGGUGUAUUCCUGUCUAUUCUCAUUUAGUUUUCUUUAAAAGUGUUUCAUAUCUAACUUUUCUAAAAUUCUAUUUACUUCCUUAAUUUUUUCUUAUUUAUUUUGUGUUUGGAGUUAUCUAGUUCUGAGAGAGGAAAGAUGACAUCCCCGUUAUUAGAAUUUUACUGUCUAUUCUUGAAACUCAGUUAACUUAUCCUUUAGAAAUUUAGAUGCAUUUGAUACUUGAUUUUCUAAGAUAUCUUUUCGCAGUAUGUGGUUUUCUUCCUUAAUUCCAUUUAUUUUAAAUAUAGUUUUGCUUUUGUUUUAUCUGACGUGAUGAUUGCAACCCUAGGUUUUUUUUGUUUUGUUUUGUUUUGGGGGGGGGGGGCGGGGCAGGGAAUGGUUGUUUUUUAAUAGUAAUUAAAAUAUAAUAGAUUCUGCUCCAGCCCCUAUUUUUACUUAGUAUGUGUCUCUUGUUUCUCAUAAAAAAACACAUUGUAGGAUUCUAGUUUUUAAUUAAUUCACUCUGUGAUCUGCUACUAUUUUAUGGGUGAGUUCAUCCCAUUUAUAUUGACAGUUGUGAUGUCUGUAUCCAACUGAGUGUAUGUUACUCCCUCAAAGCCAAAUUCAAUGAGAGUAAGGUUUAAGUGAUGGUUUUUCCCUUCAUUUUUCCCCCUCCACAGUAAUAAAUUUUUAUGUCUUUUCAUGUGAGACUGUUUAACCCAUUCUAUCUGUCCCUACCUUCUUCCCUGAUGCAAUCAUUUCUUACCCUUUAAUUUUUUUAUGUCAUUCCAUUAAGUCAACUUAGAUCCACAUCUUCUGUGUAUCCUUCUAACUGCCUUAAUAGAGAUACAGUUCUUAAGAGUUAUCUUAUCUUCCCAUGUAGGAAUGUAAACAAUUUAAUUUUAUUGAAAACUUGUAUUCUCUUUCCUGGUUACCUUUAUAUUUCUCUUGAGUCUUUUUUUUUUUUUUUGAAAAUUGAAUUUUCGGUUUAGCUCUGGUCUUUUCAUUAGGACUGCUUGAAAGUCCUCUAUUUCAUUGAAUGGGUUAAUUUUCCCCCUGAAAGAUUAUGCUUAAUUUUGCUAGGUAAGUAAUUCUUGAGUAAUCCAUGUUCCUUUGUCUUUUGGAAUAUCAUAUUCCAAACACACUCUGAUCCUUUAAUAAAUCCUAUGUAUUCCUGAGUAUAGCCCCUUAGUAUUUGAAUUGCUUUUUUCCUGGCUUUUUACAGUAUUUUCUACUUGACCUCAGAGUUCUGGAAUUUGGCUAUAAUAUUCCUCGGAGUUUAUUUGGGAAUCUCUUUCAGGAGGUGGUUGGUGGAUUGUUUCAGGUACUAUUUUAUUAUCUGCUUCUAGGAUAACAGCAUUUUUCCUUAAAAAUAAUAAUGUCCAAGCUCUUCUUAAAUACAUAUUGGCUUUUAGAUAGUCCAGUAAUUAUUUUUUUUCCCCAAAAGUAUUUUAUUUUUUUUAAAUACAUGUAAAGAUAGUUUUCAACUUUCAUUUUUGUAAGAUAAUGUGUGCAAAUUUUUUUCUCCUUCCUUUCUUUUCCUUUCCUCAAGAUAGCUGGCAACCUGAAUAAAGGUCAUAUACAUACAAUACUUUAAAACAUAUUUCCAGAUUUAUCUUGUGCAAGAAAAAUCAGAACAAAAGAGAAAAAUCCACAAGAAAGAAAAAGCAAACAAAGAAAAAUAAAAGAUGAAACACUAUACUUCAAUUCACAUUGUCUCCAUAGUUCUCUCUCUGAAUGCGGAUGAUAUUUUCUAUCUAAGACUAUCAGGAUUGUCUUGUAGUCCAGUAAUUCUUAAAUUCUCUCUCCUGGAUCUACUCCAGGUCAGUUGUUUUCCUCAUGAUAUAUCACAAUUUUUUCCUUCUUUUUUCUUCAAUUUUUCAUUCUUUUGAUUUUGAUUGAUUCCAUAUUUUUCAUUUGAUUUUCAUUUUUUCUUCAAUUUCUUCAUUUUUUUCUUCGAUGUUUUCAUUCUUUUGAUUUUGUUUGAUUCCAUAUCAUCUCAUAGAGUCAUUAGUUUCCAUUUCCCCAAUUCUGAUUUUUAAGAAAUUAUUUUCUUCAUUUAAUUUCUGUACCUUUUUUUUUCUUUCCAUUUAUGCACUUCUACUUUUUGAGAAAUUGCUGUCUUCAGUGAAUUUUUUACAUCUUUCUUGGAUUUUUUGUGCCUCCUUUACUAAAGUGAGGUUGUGGUUGACUUCUGGUGGUGGGGGGGGAGGGUCAUAAUUCUCUUGCAUAACUUCCUCCCUCCCCCAGUUUUUCUUCUACUUCUUAUUUGAUUUCAAAAAUCUUUUUUUUGAGCUCUUCCAGAAAUUUUUUGAGGGUCUGCAACCAAUUCAUAUUUAUUUUGGAGGCUUGGAAUGUAGGCUUUUUGACAGUGUUGCCUUCUUCUAAUUUUGUGUUUUGAUCUUUUCUGUUACCAUGGAGGCUUUCCAUAGUUAAGUCUUUUGUUUACUUUGUAUUUUUUAAGGAGGGAAUGGGAGUGCUGGGGACUUAUUUUUCAAUCUAUUUCUUGGAAUAUGGGCAGGGGGUAGGGGAAAAGUGGUGGAACUGCCCAAGCUUCUUGAGCCUAAGCCAUGGGCCUGGCCCCUGGAUUGCUACCUUGGUGGUCAGAGGCUUCAUAGCUGAUUUUCUGUGCCAAGACCAUAGCGUCAUUUGUUGACCUGUGCCAGGCUUAGGCAUUUCCCCAUCGGCUUGCCCAGAUACUACUUGCACUAUGCUACUUUCUUUUACCUAGGAGAGACAGACCUUUGUGGAGUUCCCUAUAAUUUGUCUUGGACUGGAAAAUUGUUUCACCCAUUGUUUUAUGGAUUCUGCCACUCAAAAUUCAUUUUUAGAUGUUAAAAUUAUUUAAAGUUGUUUGAAGAAAAUUUGGGAGAAUUCAAGCCAGUCCCAGACUUUUUUCUGUAUCAUUUUAGCUCCUUCCCUCCCUCUGUGUUCUUUCAAAACUGUACUUAGAUAUACCCUUCCAGAACUUCCAAAUACAUAGCCUUUGUCAUUCUUAAGGCUUCACCUUUGUAGGUACUCAUUUUUUGGCUGUUAUCUUUCUCCUGAAAUCUAACUAAAAUUAACUUAAAAUGAUUAUUAAUACAUAUGUGAUUUUGAUGGGGCACUGAAAUUUUUACUUUGAUAGUAAUUAUAUAUUAUGUAUGCAAUAUUUGGCUGCCUUUAAUUCAUCCUUAUGCAUCUUAUUGAGAAGUAGUAUUUUUCAUGUUUUGUUGAUCAGAAAUUCAAUCCAAUAUAUAAAGUUACUAGCUCUAUAGUUUUCUCCUCCUCCAAAAAGUAACUGAAGUGCAUAUUCUAGAUUACCUUAUUAGGAAGAGAAAUAUAGGAUUCGCUAUUAUUCCUUGAACUCUGCAUCUUAUUAUUAUUUUUUUUUACAUUUCUGUAUUAAAAUAUUAUAGAACUUUAGUGUAACAUGUUUUUGUUGUUACAGAUUUUUUUUUUAUAAACCACUGACUGAAUCAUCUUAUCUGAAAUAAUAGUUGAUACUUUGAAAAUUUGAUAUCCUCUAAAGAACUAUUAAGUCUUUUUUUGUAAUACUAGAAUUAUAGGAAGGAGCUGCAUUUAAAAACUUUACUUGGGAAAGGAAUCUUUAGGCUUCACCAGACUGCCAGAGGAGUCCAUGACACCAAAAAAGUUAAGAAUCCCUGAUCUAAGUUGUUUAUAGUUAUUGAAAAAGUUGUAAUUUUUAAAAAUACUGUAUAUGUCAUACUUAAAUAGAUCAUAAAUCCACAUUCAAGUUUAGAGUUACAAACUCUUUGAAUGUUCCUUUUCUAAAUAGCAUCAUGAUUAUAGUGGCACAAGUGCUUGUUUACCACUUACUAAGUGUGUGACCUCGGAAAAAUUGUUUUCUCUAGGCCUUAGCUUUUUUACUGUGAAAUAAGGGGAUUGUACUAGAUGACUUCUAAGGUCUUUUAUAUGUAUAUGAUCUUCCUCAGUCACCAGUGAUUAACCUCAAUGGAAUAGCUCCCUAAAGUGCAAACCUAAGAAUAUAUAUUUUCUCAUAAUAUAAUGGAGGAAAGAAUAAGCAUUUGUAUAAUGCUUGCCAAGCACUGUGUUGCAUCUUUUCCAAAUAUUAUAUCAUUUGCUUCUCAUAAUAUACCUGUGAAGUACAACUGGGAAAACUGAAGUAGAUUGGAGCUAAGUGAUUUGCCUAAAGUCAUACUGCUAGUAAGUAUCUAAAGCUGGGUUGGAACUCAGGUUUUCCUGAUGUUCGACUGAAUAUUCUAUUCAUUGUAUUGUUGAAGAAUUUUUCACUUUGAGUUCAAGGGAUCAUGAAGACAGCAUAUAUAUAUCCCAAAAUAAGGGCUUAAUAUUGAGUGUUAUUUAUAAUACUCAGUUAUUUAUCAGUUUAUCAGUUAACCAUAAUAAUAAUAAUCAGAACAUUAGACUUUUCUAUUGUAUUUAUAAAACUGCUACAGAUAAAAUUGUUACUUUUAUUGUGCCAGAAGCCAUUUUUGAAAAAUGAGAGGGUUGAAAAAAUGGAAUAAUAGAUGAUCAUUAUUAUUCUGUAUGUGGAAUGUUGUUGAAAUUUUGUGCAAUGUGGGAAACCUUUAUUGUCAGUGGUAAUGUUGAGAUUCAGAAGGAGACCCCAAAAGGUUUGGGUUGCAGACCAGUGACAUGAGGCAUCUCAAAAAAAAACAAAAAAAAAAACUGGGGCUUGAACCCAUCUUCAAAUCAAGGCCCCAAAUUUAUUAUAAUUAUAACAUCAAUUGAAGUGGGCCAGUUUUCAAAAGGAUUUAGCAAAGAAGCUGGAGCAAGAGAAUAAAUUUAUAGGAAAAGACAGAUCCAGUUCUUCAUAUCAUUGAUAUGUUAAAUAGAGACACAUUGGUUAUGGACAAAACUAAAAUUAGAUAGAAAUUUCAGAGUCUUUUGGUAUUACUAAUUCAUUGUUGGUGGAAUAUGCCCAAAGGAAUUAUUAAACUACCCUUUGGCCCAGCAAUACCACUAGUUGGCCUAUUUCCAGAAAUAAUUAGGGAAAAAGGAAAAGAUUCUAUAUGUUCUAAAAUGUUUUUAGCAGCUGUUAUUAUGAUGGCAAAGAACUAGAAAUUACAGAGAUGCCUAUCAACUGGGGAAUGGCUGAAGAAGCUGUGGUAUAUGAUUUUGAUGGAAUACAGUAGUAUUUUUAUAAGAAUUAUAUGCUAUAAGAAUUGAUGAGCUCAAUAAUCUUAGAAAAAUCUGGAAGAAUUUGCACAAAAUAAUGAAGAGUAAAAAGAGCAGAACUAAGAGAACAUUGUAUACAGUAACAGCAAAAUUGGUUAAAAAUGACUUUGAGAGGAAUGGUUGGUAUGCACUUCAAUAUAUGGUUUAGAAGUGGGAUUGAGGAGUACUCUGGUUUGUACCUCACUAUUUGUCUCAGAAACCCUCUUAUUACUGACCAACAGAUUGUUAUCUGGCAAUCAGCAAUAUUUGUAGGACUAUACUAUAAUAUUCCUAAAGCCAGGAAACUUUAGGAUCAUUGAUAAAUAGAUUAUUAGAACAGUAGCGCUCUAAAAUAUGGGGUCUCAGGAUGACUGCUAUAUUUCUCUUAGAAGCUGCACCCUAUCAGGAAAACAAAAUCAUUUUCCAAAAUAGCCUGAAUGAGUAGGGAUUUUUGUCAAACUGUAUGGAACAUAUCAGUACUCUGUGAAUAUCUGACAUAAUGUAUUAUCUCAGUACUCUUCAAAUAUGAGAGGAAAUUGAGGGAAAAAAUUGUUAAUGAUGUAAAAUUUUAUAUUCUUCAAGAUCUUUUAUAGGAGUGGUACAAAGAAAUCUUACAUGAUUUUAAAUGAAAAAGACAGAAACAAAAUACAAGUGUCUUACUGCAGCAAUGCUUCAUGUCACCCAUUUCAUUAGAAGAAAUUAACCACAUUUAAAACACUGAUCCUUCUGUUUUUCUCUUUUCUAUAUUUCACAAAUAAAAAGAUUAUUUUGUGAAUUUUUGGAAGAGGAAAAUGUGGUAAAUUUGUAAAAAUGUGCCUAUUAAGUAGAAUGUUCUUUAAGCAAGAAUCAUGUUUAAAUAUUAACUUUUUUUUAGAAAUCAGAAUUUCUUUUUAAAGUCGUUUUUAUUAAGUACUUGAUAACCAUAAUAAAAACAAUUAAAUAAAUAUGCAAAAUAUGAAGCAAAA